AAGGGAGGUUCCCCCACUCUGCUCUAUAUAAAGAACCAUCAGCCAGAGGUCCCAGUACCGGACCAUCCAGGCUCCGAUCAUCACCGUCUGUGUUGGCCCUCCUCUUCAAUGACAAUGACCCCGCUGCUCAUCCUGCUGGGAGCUGUGCUCUGCUCCCAGAGCGUUUCAGCUGAAGUCCUUCCUCCGGCAGACUUCAACAUUCAGGGGAUGGUAGGAAGGUGGUACCUGGUUGGAAUUGCCUCAAACUCUGAGUGGUUCACCAGCCGCAGAGCGACAAUGAAGAUGGGCAGAGCCAUGCUUGAACUAACUGCAGAUGGAGACCUGGAGAUGUCCUAUGACAGCCUCAGGUCUGACGGUACUUGCUUGAAGAAGAACAAAUUGGCAAAGAAGACCGGCGUACCUGGGAAGUUCACCUACACUUGUCAGCGCUCUGGCCGUAUGAUCGACAUGCGUGUUGCUGAGCUGAAGGCUGAUGAGUACAUGCUGAUUCACACCAUCAAAACCAAGGAGGAGGGAACCUCCACUGUCACCAAACUAUAUGGACGUGCAGAAGAACUUGCAGCUCCAGUCAAGGAGAAGUUCAAGCAGCUUGCUUUGAGGACUGGAUCUCUGGCUGAAAAUAUUGUUUUCCUUCCCAAAAAUGGGGAGUGCCCAGCCUAAUUUCCUGACGUGCUCAUCAUGAAAAUGAUCUCCAUUUGCUGUGAAAUAUCUAUCAAGACUGCAACCACGAACUGACGCAUCUUCAGUUUGCUGACUCCUGCAACUCUUCUUCUUGGUUUAAAACACUACUUUCCAUCUUUAUCACUGUACGAUCACAAUCAACUGACAAAUAAAAUAAAAUAAAAUAAAAACACCUACAA
Nothobranchius furzeri (turquoise killifish) is the source of this 860-nucleotide messenger RNA. RefSeq names its product lipocalin. The record is from RefSeq and is a predicted model, not a curated record. NCBI's taxonomy places the organism in Eukaryota, Metazoa, Chordata, Actinopteri, Cyprinodontiformes, Nothobranchiidae. Gene Ontology annotation, molecular function: small molecule binding.